UUCAUUCUUUCUUCUCCAACCAAACCUGAAAUUAAACCAAACUCUCCCUUUUCACAUCCAAAUUCAACCAAAAAACAAAACAUCCCAUUUCUCAAACAUUACAAGAAAUCAUGGUAGUUCUACCAAUAAAGAGAGAAAGAGAAGGUGAAUUUAAAACCAUAACAACCAUGGCAAAUUACUUGAUGUUGCUCUCACACCAAGAAAAUCUUUCUGACGCAAUCACAAACAGUUCUCCUGAUCGUGUUUUUGAGUGCAAAACUUGCAAUAGACAAUUUUCUUCAUUUCAAGCGCUUGGUGGUCAUCGAGCAAGUCACAAGAAGCCAAGAUUAAUGGGAGAAUUGAACUUUCAAUUGCCAAUUUCUCCUCCUAAACCAAAAACACAUGAGUGUUCCAUUUGUGGGCUUGAAUUUCCUAUAGGACAAGCUUUAGGUGGACAUAUGAGAAGGCAUAGAGGUAUUAUGAAUGAAAAUAAUAAUAUUCAAGUUCCUCAUGUUGUGAAGAAAUUAAAAAAUACUCCAAGAGUUUUGUGUUUGGAUUUGAACUUGACUCCAUUGGAGAAUGACUUAGAGUUCAAGAUGAAGAAGCAAGCUCCAGUAGUUGAUUUCUUCUUGUGAUAAUUGAAUAUACUGGACAAAUAAAUCCUAUCUAGACCCCAAGUUCUUUUUUAUCUUUUUCCUUCUUUUUUUCUUCUACUUAUGGAUCAUGUUCUAGAUAAGGAAUUUUAUUUGUUUAUCUGAUCGAAGCGGAGCUAUAGUUGGUGAAGGAUGACUAGUUGAACAUUCUUUGCCAAAAAAAUUAUACUGUAUAUAUACAGACUUUUUAUAUAUACUUAUUAAAUCUUUAAUGCACUCAGCGAAAUUUCUUGUAUAGGAGUCUUGUCUUGUGGAUACUUUCUUUUGAAAUUUCUUGUAUAGGAGGCUUCCCUUGUGGAAACUUUCUAUUGAAUGAUAUGGAUUUAUUUUUUCAUUUAUA
Lycium barbarum (goji berry) is the source of this 972-nucleotide messenger RNA. RefSeq names its product zinc finger protein ZAT11-like. The transcript has a single exon. NCBI's taxonomy places the organism in Eukaryota, Viridiplantae, Streptophyta, Magnoliopsida, Solanales, Solanaceae. Gene Ontology annotation, biological process: response to chitin. Bases 111 to 614 code for a protein of 167 amino acids. The record is from RefSeq and is a predicted model, not a curated record.